AUGCCUCCAAAAAAAUGGAACAAGCAAGGAUCGUCGAAUGGUCAGCACUUCGCAAGUCAAAAUCAAAGAAAAGGACAACUCAACAACAAUGCAGCAAAUCAAUGGCCGCUUCAUCCAAACUUUGCUCGUGCUUUUCCCUCGAACAAUCAACCGGUCUUGCCUAUUGAUUUCCGUCAUCAAAGAGUACUGCUUCAGGUAAACAUAUGUUUCGAUCAGUUCGCGCUUGUUUUUUUUAUUGUAGUUCCAAAAUAAAAGUAUCUAGAAAUGUUGUGUAUUCAGCCAGCCAAUCAUCUGGGACAAGUUCAAGGUUUGCAAGUCAGACAGAACGACGGACUUCUUCCAAAUCCCUAUGUCCGGAUCCAGUACCAAGUGCCAGCGCCGCAGUAUCACAUGCAGUUGACUAAUCACUUUGAAGGAGCUCCGAUCGUUGUGAGAAAAUUUUUUUAGUUUCCCAUUUCUUAUCCGAACCUGAGCUUUCAGCGCUCGCUUGAGCAGGUGCCAUCCUCCUCCAGCUCUUCGGAGGCUACCGGACAGUCAAAUUCUUCUUCCGAUGCCUUAUCUGAAUUUCUGGAACAGUCCGCAAAAUGCGAAUCGGGCGAGUUGGUCCUCGUGGAAGUGAAUGAUAUUGCGUCCAGUAGAUCGCAGCUGUGCUGGGCAAGAAACGAGGAUCUCUUGCAUCAUCUCAGGGGAAGCUGCCAAAUUUGUACGAUAAUCGAAAACUUCCGCUUGAUAUCGUUCCUGGAGAAAGAGACGGACGGAGAUGUUGCUCUGGCUCUGAGUUGCGGUGAGUUACACUGUAGGGUAAAAUAACUACGUCCAAACACCUUCUGUCUGUCUGUCUGUGUUCCUUAAGCUUGUUCGGCUCUCAUGAAACAGUUCCUCAAUAAAUUUAAAGGUUUAACGACCCAAGUUGCUUUUAGUUUGCGUGUGCAUAUUUCAAAAGUCGUGUUUAGGACCACCAAUGCACUCCUACAGACAAGUGAACAAGGAUCAACGUGAUAAAACCAUGCAAUCAUUUUGCCUGCACGGUCAUGGAACGGAAAAGGCACUUUGCAAAUGCGGCAAUCACGAGGCGUUGAAUAUUUUUAUCCACUUCGGCAAUGAUGUCUUCAAAGUCGAGGGAAUUUUGUGCCCAGACACUGGAGCCAUCCCGCCUGCCGAUGGUAAAAAUGAUGAGCCGGUGCCGCAUCCCACACUUCCGGGCUAUUUCUUGCAGCCUCAAUACAACAAAGGUGAAUUCGAAGCGAAUAUUGCACAAAACAAAUUAUUUUUAGCUUUCCCGCAAGAAGCCAAGUGGGCUUUGUUCCAAACUCUCCCAACGUUCAACCGCUGGAAUGCGCGCACUGGUGAGCGUUGGCCUCAUCCGCUCAUCCCACCCGGGACAGUGUCGGGUUAGUUAUUGUGAUAGUGUUGGAGGGGAUGAAAAAGGGGAAGGGUAUGAUGAGAACGUGAGAUUCUAUUUUCAGACGAACGAAUUACGAAUUUGGAAGAUCGCGUGAACGAAAAAGAGCAAAAUAAGUGGAAGAAGCACGGAGAAGAAACCUCUACUCUUAAGAACCAGCUGAACAAGUGGCGCCAACAAGAUAAAAAACUUCUCGAAUCGCUGAACGCUUUGACGAUCGAGCGUGAGAAACUAGAGCAACAAUACAAAAGCUCGCAAAGCGAACUUGCGGAAAUCCGUCUGAAGAAUCUUGAUCUGGAAGAGAAGGAGCGCUUAGCUGCUGAAAGGUUCAAAACUUGUGUAGGGGAAGAAGAGAUUGAAGAAUUGAGAAGUGCGCUUACCAAUGCUCUUAGAGAACUUGAUUUGGCUAGGGCUGAGAAAGAAUUGGCUUGGGCUCAGAAGAAGAUUGAACUUGAGACACCAGGAUCUUCUCAACAGGACGAGGACGCAUAUUCAGGUUUUUCUGGACAGUUGGUUUGGUAUGUCUAGUGCGAGUUUUCCCAAUCACCAACUUCUCUGUUUAGCUCUGCUCCUACCAGCCCGACUCAGCCGAAAGACCCAGAGCUUCAGAAACCCAUUGUCGCCUGUUCCAUCAGUUCCGAGUCUGGCUCAAACAUCUCCCGUCCGACUUCUCGCACCUGGAAUCAUGUGGGAGAAUAUGAGCCGUAAGUUUGUACUAUAAAAACCCAGUUUGCUUACCUAAAAACAUAUUAGGACGGAUUCUAUCAGACCACAAGCGGGGAGUAGAAAUAAUUGAACUCUUUCCAGACCAAAAAUGAAUAUUCACUUCGCGCGGAGCCCGUCUCCGCCCAAAUACAAGCUUCGUCCGAAGAAAAAAUCGGAGAAACGCAACAAGGAACAGUUAGUCUGCACUUUUCGAAAGGGCCAAACACAAACACUGUUUUCAGAAUUCUUGGUCUCACUAACUUCCAUUUCGAUUAG
Caenorhabditis sp. 36 PRJEB53466 is the source of this 2383-nucleotide messenger RNA. The record is from the annotation of a GenBank genome assembly. Lineage: Eukaryota; Metazoa; Nematoda; Chromadorea; Rhabditida; Rhabditidae.